UUAUUAAAACAGGAAGACGCCAUGGAGAAAGACUUAAAAAGGUCUAAGCGAGAAAUGGUGCCAAACGUGAACGCAAAAUCCAAUUGUGGGUAGGAGGGUAUUUUUGCAAGAAAAGUACUCAAUGGUUAAAAAAUUUCAAAUGGAUAAGAAUUGUUGGGGGCCAACCAUGGCAGAGAGUAAAAUAUAGAAAAUCCAGGAGGAAAAGGAGCUUCUAGUUCCAUCCAAAAGUGGGCCCGAAAUCUAAACGCUUUUCCCUUUUCUCAGACCUACCAUGGUUGCCUCUUUUUCUUGUUCUUCAUAGAAAUCCCUAACCUUACUCUUCAAUUUCCUUCUCCUUUCUCACCGUUUUCAUUUAAUCUGUCUUCUCUUUAUCAACUAUACCAUUUUUAGUUUUUCCAUAUCCAAACGAUUCUUUAUUUCCUUAAUUUAUUUUCUUGUUCCCCUUUUUCUUCGUUUGAGUUGCAAAUCACCAUUGUCCGAUCUGGUUAUUCUCUGCGUUAUUGUAAAGACUGUUCAAUCCGAGUCAAAGGUGCAUUUUGAAGUCUGGGUACCGACCGAUUUAAGUUAUUGCUUUAUGGGUUUGUUAAAUUUUGAGCUUUUAGUGGUGGGUUCUAAUUUUGGUGAUGUAGUUCAUUAGGUAUCUUGUGAAUUUUAUGCAAAAGUGGGUUUUGGUAAUUGUGUUAUUUUUAUUUGGGUUGAAAUUUUGACAUCGAAAACAAGAUAAAUGAAAAGAGGGAAAAAUGAUGAGAAGAAUAUGGAGCCUAUGUUCCCUAGGCUUCAUGUUAAUGAUACAGAAAGAGGAGGGCCGAGGGCUCCUCCAAGGAAUAAGAUGGCCCUUUAUGAGCAGCUGAGUAUUCCCUCACAGAGGUUUAACCCUGGCCUCUUGCCUCUUAACACGAGUAAUUCAAAAAAUUUGGUUCCUCCUACUUCCACAAGCCAGGGAAGUAGCCUUCAAAAUAGGCCUUUUCCUUCUCGUGUAUCGCAUUCGGCAUCUACUAAUCAGGCCGAGAAGAUUCAUACACGACAGCUUGGAGGAGCAAGUGUAAAUGCUCCAAUGGCACGCCUUGAACCAAGAAAGAAGGUUGGAGAUGAAGAUGAUUUCUUGGUUCCUGUUUUUGUUAAUUCAGAGACGGGUCUACAACAUUGCAAAAAUAAGGAAGGGUUUGAUGGGGAAAAGACCUGUAAUGUUCGUGAUAAUGAACCAAAUCGAUGUAGCUCUUCUGGUGUCAGUUCAAGAAAGGGGGUAAGAGAUCAGAGUGAAGGGAGCUUUCAAGUGUGCUCAAGUAGGGAGCGCUCAAUAAAACCUGUUGCAAAUUCAUCAACUAGAGAAAAGAUUGAUGGAUAUGCCAAAGAGGACAAUGGGUCCCCUGAUCAAUAUUGUGAAGAGAUUCCAGCAUCUGGAUUAAGUGGUUCACGUGAAAUUGAUACUUGCUUGGUAGAAAAGUUGAGAGCUGACCGACGACCAGUUGAUAAUGGAUGUGCUGAUUCCUUGAUGAAAGAAAUUGGUGAGGGAACCCUUUCCCGGAAGAGAAGUCUGUCUUAUUCAGAGGGGAAUCGCAGUGUUCCUGAUGAAACUAAUAAUGACAGUGAAUGCCAUGAAGACAAGCCUUGUGGCUCACUGCAGUGGGCAAAUGGAGAUAAAAGCGAUGAUGUCUCUGAGACCUCUGCAGUGGAUACUGUAUCAGGCUUGGAUAUCUCUCCUGAUGACGUGGUGGGAAUAAUAGGUCAGAAGCGUUUCUGGAAAGCAAGAAGAGCUAUUGUUAAUCAACAAAGAGUAUUUGCCGUACAAGUGUUUGAGUUACAUAGGCUGAUUAAGGUUCAGAGGUUAAUUGCUGGAUCGCCACAUCUCUUGCUUGAGGAUGCAGCAUAUCUGAGCAAACCUUCUUUCAAAGACUCUCCUGUAAAGAAGCUUCCUCAAGAGUUAACUGUAAAACCAGUGCCACAAAAUAAGCGCAAAGAUGAUGCUGAGAAGAUAAGUUAUAAAAUGGAAUGUUCAGCAGAAAAUGCGGUUGGUAGGACAUCCCUCUCUUCUGUGAAAAAUGGUAGUCAGCCUUCAAAUAAUGGGCCUUUCCUUGGAAAUCCACCACCUUCUCCAGCUAAUGGUGAUAACAAAAUGAACCCUUGGUGUUUCAAUCAAAUGCUCGGGCACCAGUGGCUGGUCCCUGUCAUGUCCCCCUCUGAAGGACUGAUAUUCAAGCCCUAUCCGGGACCUGGAUUCAUGGAAUCUGCUUGUGGAGGCUGUGGGCCUUUUGGACAAAAUCCAGUGGCCGGAAACUUCAUGACCUCAGCUUACGGAGUUCCAACUCCUCAUCAAGGACUUGGGGUUCUACCAGGCACUACUUUAGGCGGUCACUCUUACUUUCCUCCUUAUGGUAUGCCAGUCAUGAAUCCAGCAUUCUCAGGGUCUGCCAUGGAACAGAUGAACCAAUUUGCCGGAGCAGGGUCCCAUGCCCAAAGUGGCCAGUUAUCUGGAAGUGGAGCUAACUUCAACAUGCAGCAACAAAGUUCAUCUAAUCUGCCGAACGAGAAGAAUGGUGCUAUUCCUCCUGUCACGAAGUUUCAAGCAUCUAAAGAUGCUGAGCAACAACGAUGUACUGCAAGCAGUCCCAGUGAGAGAACAGAGAAAGAUGGGACCCGUAGCACCGCUGAAGGGAAAAAUACACCUUCACUUCUGCCUACAGCUCCAGCCAAUCUGGAGGGAGCCUUGAAGCCUCGCGAAACUGACCAGAGGGCGAGAGUGAUACGAGUUGUGCCUCAUAAUCCAAGGUCAGCCACUGAAUCGGCGGCACGUAUUUUCCAAUCUAUACAGAAAGAGAGAAAGCAACGGGACUAAGAUGAGCUUGCUUUACAUAUCAAACAAAACCAUUACCGAAUGCACUCAUUCAAGGUGGAGACAUCAUGGAUAACGUGCUGCUCGGGAGUGAACUAAUCUAUACCAUCAAGUGAAAGAAGACAGGGAAGGGUAUUCGAAAUAGACGUGUAGUCGCAUAAGUCGGGAUUUCUUGCUUUGUGUAAUGGAAAUCAUGGGAUUUAACAAGCAUUGGUAGCAGCUUGUCCACCAAUGCAUUAGUUCAGUAACAUAUCAAGUCCUCAUUAAUGGUAGUCGUACGGAGCCUUUUGUCCCUAGUAGAGGCCUACGUUAGGGAGAUCCCUUUUGUCAAAAUAUACUUCUUUAUUGCUCUUAAAAGCUGGAUUGAGCAAGUGAUACGGGGUACUUGUAUCGCAAGGACAUGUCCUCCCGUCUCCCAUCUCCUAUUUGCAAAUGACGAAUACUUGUUCUUUAAUGCUAUUACAUAUUCUCGUUAGGGCAUUAUGCGUGUUCUUACACAGUAUUGUAAUCUCUUUAGACUGUCAAAUACUAUAGGCUUGUAUCUAUCUUUGAAUUUUUAAAUUUUCAACAUAAUUAUGUUAAUUGUCUA
Molecule: messenger RNA, 3419 nt
Organism: Gossypium arboreum
Lineage: Eukaryota; Viridiplantae; Streptophyta; Magnoliopsida; Malvales; Malvaceae
Product: protein EARLY FLOWERING 3-like
Exons: 5
Coding region: 725-2833 (702 amino acids)
Biological process (GO): regulation of photoperiodism, flowering
Source: RefSeq, a predicted model, not a curated record